UGGGAGAGGUGACGGAUGGGGGAUCCGGACUCCUAGGUCUCGGAGAGGAGGUUGACGGGGGCCAAGAAACCUGGGUGUGAGGGAGGAGGAGUCUGGGGGCCUGGACUUUUGGCUAUCACCCUCCAGUGUAUUUGUGUGUUGGGGACGUGGAAGUGAUAAGAACACAAAAGAAUCUUUUCUCUUCAGCCUUAAGUAUAUCUGCGGUAUGUGAGAUGGAUUUUUGAUUGAUUUCUGGGACACCCGGGUUUCCUUGGGACUUCAGCAGAGUUAAAGAGGUGGGCAAGAGUACUGGGAGUUUAUUGGAGAUGCAGACUCUUGCUCCACACACACUAAUGGACCAAGCCCGGGAGAGACCCUCGGUGCCUGAGCGGAGAGGAGCUAGGGUCCGGCCUCCUGCGUCCUUUAAAGCCUCCCUGCCCGCCCCACAAUGUGGCAACCUCUGGUCCUGCUGCUGCUGCUCCCCUCUCCUUUGGUGCCCCCCUCCGCUGCAGCACCGAUCCGCGAUGCUGAUGCCCAGGAGAGCUCCUCGGGUAUUCUGGGCCUCCAGAGCCUAAUCCAAGGCUUCACCCGGCUGUUCCUCAAAGAUGACUUUCUGCGGGGCAUGGACAGCUUCUUCUCUGCCCCCAUGGAUUUCCGGGGCCUCCCCAGGAAUUACCACCUAGAAGGGAACCAGGAGCACCGGCUGGGGAACAACACUCUCUCUAGCCACCUCCAGAUUGACAAGGUGACAGACAACAAAACUGGAGAGGUGCUGAUCUCUGAGCAGGUGGUGGCGUCCACUGAGCCGGGAGAGGGGAAUUUGGAGAGUGACUGGAAGGUGCCCAAGAUAGAGGAGAAGGAGGCCCUGGUGCCUGUCCCUAAAGCCAUCGACACCUUUCGCCCUGAACCCCAUCCCCGAGUCGCCUUCUGGAUCAUGAAGCUGCCACGCAGGAGAUCCCACCAGGAUGUUCAGGAGGGCGGCCGCUGGCUCAUCGAGAAGCGACACCGCUUGCAGGCCAUCCGGGACGGGCUCCGCGAGGGGACCCACGAGGACAGCCUCGAAGAGGGGACCCAGGGAUCCUCCCACUCAAAGCUGCCCUCCCGCAAGACCCACUUCCUGUACAUCCUCAGGCCCUACCAGCAGCUAUAGGGAUGGGGAGGGAGCUGGAGAACACCUGCAUGUACCCCCCACCAGACCCCACCCCAAGCUCCAUAUGGAAAUAAAGUUCUUACAUCUAGCA
Messenger RNA from Felis catus (domestic cat), 1220 nucleotides. It is a transcript of the gene DKKL1, whose product is annotated as dickkopf like acrosomal protein 1. The transcript has 5 exons. NCBI's taxonomy places the organism in Eukaryota, Metazoa, Chordata, Mammalia, Carnivora, Felidae. The record is from RefSeq and is a predicted model, not a curated record. Gene Ontology annotation, biological process: negative regulation of canonical Wnt signaling pathway. Gene Ontology annotation, molecular function: receptor antagonist activity; co-receptor binding. Bases 428 to 1129 code for a protein of 233 amino acids.